Molecule: messenger RNA, 1203 nt
Organism: Penicillium olsonii
Lineage: Eukaryota; Fungi; Ascomycota; Eurotiomycetes; Eurotiales; Aspergillaceae
Source: the annotation of a GenBank genome assembly
AUGAGCUGGAGAUAUUCAACCUCAGGAUACAAUAUGCCCGGAAAAUACAUUGAGAAAUACAACCAGGUCCCGGUGACCAAGGAGAAGCGUAAGAGAGCAGAACUCCCAAGACUGUACCUGGCUAAUAUGCCCUUAGUGGACUGGGCCGAGUUGAUUACACUGGAUCUCAGUCAAUAUGAGCAGCCUGGUGGGAAAGAAUCUCUAGUCAAGCAGUUGGACCAUGCUGUCCGCAAUGUUGGCUUCUUCUAUGUUAAGAACUUCAACAUCAGCCAAGAAGAGAUCGACAACCAAUUCGCCCUUGGCCGCGAGUUCUAUGCGCUGCCUCUCGAAGAGAAGCUCAAGUUCCACAGCGCCAGUGAUCUUGCACGAGGAGAGUACAACUCCUACCGCCCUGCCGGACAUCGAAUUCUUGGCAAUGGGAUCAAGGACAAUGUCCAAGUGUAUAAUCUUCCCAAGUUCGACGGUCACCACGAACGACCUCAGCCCUCAGUGAUCGCCGACAACAUCAAAGAAAUCGAAGCUUUCAGCCGGAAAUGCCACACCGAAGUUGUCGAGAAGCUCCUCCGCCUCUUCGCCAUCCUGCUGGAGCUUCCCGACGAAGACCAACUCGUCCGCGACCACCAAUACGAUGUCAAGGGCGAAGACCACCUGCGGUACAUGCAUUAUGCCGCCCGCAGCCCCGAAGAGAACAAGAAGGUCGGCGAGCUCUACAGCCCCGGGCACACAGACCUGGGCACCGUAACCCUCCUCUUCCGCCAGCCUGUAGCGGCUCUCCAGAUCCUCAAUUCCGAGGGGAACUGGAAAUGGGUGCAGCCCCAAGAUGGCACGAUUACAAUCAACACCUGUGAUGCGCUGACGGCCCUCACGGGCGGGCUGAUCAAGUCGAGUAUCCAUCGGGUGCAUGCGCCACCUGCCGAUCAGGCUCAUAUUGACCGGUUGGGCGUCCUUUACUUUGCUCGGCCGAACAACCAUGUCGUCCUUGAUCCCAUUGCCAAUAGUCCUGUUCUCCAACGACUGGGACUCACGACUAAUGCCUUUACGGAGCUGGGGCAACAUCUCACCACGGAGGAGUGGGUUAAGGUACGGCAGACACAGCAGCAACGGAAGAAUAAGGAUGUGCAGAUUUCGACGGAGGGGAAGUAUACCUACAAGCCGAAGGAUCUGGAGAUUCUGCCUGGGCUGCAGGCUGCGAUCUAUAACUAG